AUGCCGGUACUCGCAGUGCUGCUGCUGCUGGCCCUCACAGCAUCCGUCCAGCUCCAUGCCGCCGCACCGCCCGCUUCCGUUGUGGCGGUUGCCAAUCGGGACGCGGAGGGCGCCAUCGUACUGGACGCGGACGAGGCGCACAAUUUCCAGCCAAGCGCCGCCGCAUGCCGUGACAGCUGCCUCAACACCACCGGUUGCAAUGUGUGGGUGUGGUGUGCUGCCGUGAGUGGCUGUGUGCCGGGCGGCUCCUACACCAGAGACCAAAGGAGGUACCAACAGUGCUGGCUCAAGUACGACACGCCGCCAAAACAAGGUGCAUCCACCCGUGGCAAGUUCCCCCGCCCCAAGAACUCGGCUGAUACGGCAACUGGCUGGAUGAGCGGCACCACAGCCGCGAACUUCACCGACAGCGCGCCCUUCCCCGAGAAGGGCUACUCGUGUAGUUGCGUCUCCACCUACCAGUAUGGCGGCUACAAUUUCGAGGGCAUGUGCGCACACAUUCAGGACUAUGGUUCUGCAUGUAUCGUCACCACCAACUGUCGAGAAAGUUCGUAUGGCGGUAUGCAGGGGUGCUCGGGCACUCAGCCCUGCACUGUGCUGCUGGACACCGAUCUCAACGAGACCUCGAUCAUUACCCCCGGAGAUUAUAACACCGCCGACUCGGCAGAGGACUGCUGCUACCAAUGUGCCAGCACCCAGGGCUGCAACUUAUGGACCUGGUGUGUUGAUCCAACGGGUUGCGACGGCGAGCGGUACCGCUUCCGCCAGUGCUGGCUCAAGCAAGCCGACCCCAAGAACCCGCAGCCCAAGAAGGGAUACGGCGGCAGUCCCGGAUGGAUUAGCGGCGUGCGGCUGACCUGGAUGCCGAUGUGA
Messenger RNA from Volvox carteri f. nagariensis, 873 nucleotides. RefSeq lists its product as uncharacterized. Bases 1 to 873 code for a protein of 290 amino acids. NCBI's taxonomy places the organism in Eukaryota, Viridiplantae, Chlorophyta, Chlorophyceae, Chlamydomonadales, Volvocaceae. The transcript is spliced from 6 exons. The record is from RefSeq and is a predicted model, not a curated record.